GCGCUUUGAACGCCGUAGAGAGCAGUAAAGUUUAUCUCAUCUUUGGAGGCGCGAUGGAGAGUAUUUGAUAAGAGCUGAUAAGCCGCCGCCAGCUCCGCAAGUACCUUUAAAAGCACGCUCAGUACCAAAUCGCGUUCCAUUGGGAUUCGGUAAUCAAGGCAAAGCGGAUCCAGAAUGCAUUUCGGAGUCUUGGGAAGCGGUAUCAUCGGUCUUACGACCGCCUUAGAGCUCCAAAGGGAGUUUCCCACGGCAAGGGUUUCCGUGAUUGCGGAUCGGUUCAACGAGGACACCGUCAGCUAUGUGGCGGCUGGAAUUUUCCGACCUGGAACCAGCUUCAUGGGCCCCACCCAGGAAAUUACGCAACAGUGGAUGACCGAUGCCUUCAACUACUGGGAUGAGCUGCGUCGCUCCAAGGAGGCUCCUCUAGCGGGAGUGUGCCAAUUAUCCGGCUAUAUUUACUCCCGCACCUCCCCCUCCAUCGUACGGAACCACUUUAUCGAGAAACUACUGCCCGCCUACAGAAGAGCCACGGAGGAGGAACUGAAGCUAUGCAACGGCGGCUGGAAGUACGGAUCCUUCUUCACCACAUGCCUAACGGAAAGCCGUCUCUUCCUGCCCUACGCCACCAAAAAAUUCCUGGAGAACGGAGGAGAGGUUGUCCGUCAGCAUGUGAAUAGCUUUUUAGAGGUGCCGCAGAACUUUGAUGUGCUCCUUAACUGCACCGGCAUGGGAGCCAAGGAGUUGUGCGGCGACCAGCAUUUAGUUCCCAUCCGGGGUCAAGUGCUCAAAGUGCGUGCUCCCUGGGUAAAGACGGCUUUCUACGGCGAUUACGACACCUACGUUCUGCCCGGAUUUGAGACUGUGACCCUGGGAGGGUGUCGCCAAUUCGAUAGCUACAACACCGAGUGGUGCAAAUACGAUAGCAUGGCCAUCCGAGAGCGGUGCUACGAUUUGCUGCCCAGUCUCCGGAAAGCGGAGAUCGUGCGGGAAUGUGUUAGUCUGCGGCCACACCGCUCCGUCGUUCGGGUGGAGCCAGAACUGAUCACGAAUGCGGAAGGCAGGCGGCUGAAGGUAGUUCACAACUACGGCCACGGCGGCUACGGUGUGACCACGGCACCUGGAACGGCUGUGUACGCAGUUCGAUUGGUACGCGAUCUGCUAGCGGGAAACAGUAAACUGUAGGUGGUAAAAUCUUUGUUAAUUGUUGGUCAUUAAACUCUUUAUACUCAUAAUCUUUGAACCCAGA
Drosophila sechellia is the source of this 1246-nucleotide messenger RNA. RefSeq names its product D-amino acid oxidase 1 (gene Daao1). The transcript is spliced from 5 exons. Gene Ontology annotation, cellular component: cytoplasm. Bases 175 to 1182 code for a protein of 335 amino acids. NCBI's taxonomy places the organism in Eukaryota, Metazoa, Arthropoda, Insecta, Diptera, Drosophilidae. The record is from RefSeq and is a predicted model, not a curated record. Gene Ontology annotation, molecular function: D-amino-acid oxidase activity; FAD binding. Gene Ontology annotation, biological process: D-amino acid catabolic process.